This is a messenger RNA of Penicillium longicatenatum, 1725 nucleotides long. Its product is annotated as Zn(II)2Cys6 transcription factor. Lineage: Eukaryota; Fungi; Ascomycota; Eurotiomycetes; Eurotiales; Aspergillaceae. Gene Ontology annotation, molecular function: DNA binding; zinc ion binding; DNA-binding transcription factor activity, RNA polymerase II-specific. Bases 1 to 1725 code for a protein of 574 amino acids. The record is from RefSeq and is a predicted model, not a curated record. Gene Ontology annotation, biological process: DNA-templated transcription; regulation of DNA-templated transcription. The transcript has a single exon.
AUGGCUGAACCGCAGGAUUUGCAGGUUCCCAACGUCUCGCAGACUCCAAUCACCCCCGCGACAGCAAAACCGUCCCCCUCUUUAUUAGCUUGCUUGCUUUGCCGCCACAAGCAUCUUAAAUGUGAUGGCCAAACUCCCGUCUGUGGCCGCUGUCUUUCAAGUGGCUCAGAAUGCCAAUACACAAAAUCCCGCCGGGGCUAUCAGGGCUCCAAAAAACGCCGCGCUCUUGAUUCUCCUGAUACUCCUCUUGUGGAAUCCGCCGAUAUAGUCCAUCCACUUGUCGACUGGCAUAGUCAGGAGACCUUCCAAUAUGCUCCCACCGUUCCAAUCUCAUCAUCUGGGUCUGUAAGCCCUGGUAUGAACGACAUGUCUGUCACAAUGGCUCCACCUGUCGCGCGGUCUUUCACUGGGCCGCUGACUCCCGAGUCGGCCUCGUCGGUCGCUACUGAUGGGUACCUCCUCGAUAUCUACUAUACCUAUUUUCAUUCGGCCCAUCCAAUCCUCCCGCCUCUUCGGUUUCAUUUCCGUUCUCCUUUCCCGCCGUUUUUGGAACAUGUGAUGAAAUUCAUUGGAUCCCACUUCACCCCCGCAGCCUCCAGUGAUACAUACCGCCCCAAUGUAGUGACUGGGGUGCGCGAGCAAGACUCGUCGGUCGAAAAGGUCCAGGCACUUCUCCUGUUGGCGAUUGUGUUGCACUCACGUAAUGAACGAAGUGAAGCUGGCGUGUGUCUGGCUACUGCUGUGGACGUGGCAUUUGAGCUUGGCAUGCACCAAGCAACGUUCGCCGAGCUUGCUAGUCAUGGAGACCCAGUUCGUGCGGAGUGUUUGCGCCGGACCUGGUGGGAACUCUUUGUGAUUGAAGGUCUGCUCACAGCUCUGGGAGUACAGCAGGUGUACCGCACCAGCCAGGUGCCGCUUGUAGUGCCGCUGCCGUGUGAGGAGCGCAUUUACCAGGACGGUCUUACCCCACCUACACCUGCAACCAUCGAGCAAUUUGACAAUCGUUUCUUUGACGACGAUGAGCGGGACUUUUCUUCCUACUCAUAUCGAAUCGAGGCCGUGCGGGUUCUUGGUCGAGUAGUAGCGACGCAGGAGAUGACGGAAGGACAGCAGAGCAAUGUUGAAGCUAUUGACGCAAGAAUUGCCAGCUGGUUCCACCAUCUGCCUGAGUCGAAGUCAGAGUUGAUUCGGCCAGAUGGGUCCAUUGAUGAGAUCAUGUUCCAGGCAACCAUGAUCAUUAACGGUGCCACCAUCUACCUAAACUUCCCGCGGUCGGAUCUCUUAUCGUCUCCUGCCGUUGCAUCGGAGGUGAUCUGCGGUCAUCAUGGUCCGAUCAGUGUUCCUGCUUUCUCUCAUCAUGCGCAUGCCAUGAAGGCCGUCAAUGCAGCCAGGGAACUUUCUUCGCUUGCGGCUAUUCGUCUGCCAGUCGAGCGUCACACGCCAUUCUUUAUCUGCGCUCUCACACUCAGUUCCAUUGUCCAGCUGGCCGCUUGCUCCGUCAAGGCGGGUAACAUGCCCGACCCCAGCCGUGAUCGCAUUGGUCUCACCAUUGGCGUUUUCAAGUCUCUGGCGAGAACCUGGGCCAUCUCGCAAUCCAUCAUGCGUCAGAUCAAGGCCGUGUCUCGCGACGUAUUGGAGCUCGGCGUACGACCAACCAUGGAUCAAAUGGAUCUCACCUCGAUGCUUGAUACUGGACUUUUCUGGCCACAAGACGGCCCCAGCUGA